Solanum dulcamara is the source of this 1309-nucleotide messenger RNA. Its product is annotated as zingipain-2-like. The record is from RefSeq and is a predicted model, not a curated record. Lineage: Eukaryota; Viridiplantae; Streptophyta; Magnoliopsida; Solanales; Solanaceae. The transcript is spliced from 2 exons. Bases 85 to 1116 code for a protein of 343 amino acids. Gene Ontology annotation, cellular component: lysosome. Gene Ontology annotation, molecular function: cysteine-type endopeptidase activity.
UUAUUACAUAAACAUCUUACAACAUCAAUAUUCUUUUGAUCUAACCCUAUAUAUUUUCACCCCUUACACUAGAUUUACUUAACCAUGGCUAUGAGAAUUGAUUUGAUGAUCAUUCUAAUUACACUGUUCUUUGUAGUUAGCAUGUUUAGCUCUCAAGCAACCGCUCGCAGCCAGCCAAAACUACCCCUGUCUGAGAGACACGAGCAGUGGAUGGCGCGUCAUGGACGCGUUUACAAGGACGAAACAGAAAAAGGAAAACGGUUCAUGAUUUUCAAAGAAAACAUGAAAUUCAUCGAGUCGAUCAAUAAGGCAGGGAAUCUGUCUUACAAGUUAGGCAUCAAUGAAUUUGCAGAUAUUACUUCAGAAGAGUUUUUGGCUAGGUUUACAGGAUUAAACAUGCCUUCACACCCGUCACCUUCUCCAAUGUCAUCGACGGAAUUUAUGAUUAAUGAUCUAAGUGAUGAUGACAUCCCGUCUAAGUUGGACUGGAGAGAGAAUGGGGCUGUCACUCAAGUGAAGAAUCAAGGUCAAUGUGGAUGUUGCUGGGCGUUUUCUGCGGUUGGAGCACUAGAAGGAGCGUACAAAAUUGCAACAGGCCAAUUGGUUGAACUCUCUGAGCAAGAACUUCUCGAUUGCACCACCAACAACAGGGGCUGUAAUGGAGGUUUCAUGACCUAUGCAUUUGACCUCAUCAUAGAAAAUGGUGGAAUUUCAACUGAAUCAGACUAUGCAUACCAAGGGCAACAAUACACAUGCAGAAGCCAAGAGGUGACGCCGGCAGUGCAAAUAAGUAGCUAUCAAGUUGUGCCUGAAAGUGAAACAUCACUAUUACAAGCCGUAACUAAACAACCGGUGUCAAUUGGAAUUGCUAGUAGCAAAGAGUUUCAAUUUUACUCAGGAGGAACUUAUCAGGGAAGUUGUGCCGAUCACAUUAACCAUGCUGUUACGGCUAUAGGAUAUGGAACUGAUGAGCAGGGUCAGAAAUAUUGGUUGUUGAAGAAUUCAUGGGGAACAACUUGGGGUGAGAAUGGAUUUAUGAAAAUUAUAAGAGAUACUGGAAAUCCUGGAGGUCAUUGUGACAUCACCAAGUUGUCUUCUUAUCCAAUCAUAUCAUAGUCUCAAACAAGGAAACAUUCUAUGUUUUAAUUUCUAAUAUGCUGUAGUAUUAAGAAUUGAAAGAAAAUAUUGAUUGUGUGCAUGCAAAAACUUUUUGCAUGCAGUAUUUGAGUCUUCUGUAUUAGUUGGAACUUUAUGAAAUUAUUAAAAAGCGUAUUGAAUUAAUAUGGGAAAUCCUAUCUUAUUAGACAUA